This is a messenger RNA of Glarea lozoyensis ATCC 20868, 720 nucleotides long. RefSeq lists its product as uncharacterized. NCBI's taxonomy places the organism in Eukaryota, Fungi, Ascomycota, Leotiomycetes, Helotiales, Helotiaceae. The coding region runs from base 1 to 720 and encodes 239 amino acids. The record is from RefSeq and is a predicted model, not a curated record. The transcript is spliced from 4 exons.
AUGCCGACCUGGAACCCGUUUAGAGAUCGUAAAGAGAUACACACUGGUCUACACCUGCCGGAAGAAAAUGUUCGACCUCUGUCGCAGAAUGGCACACGACCGGGCUUUGAAAAGGUCGACACGACCGGAUCGAAGUCGUCUUCCGCGAUGAGCAUCAGCUCAAAGAAGAGCCAGGAGCCCGUAGAAUACAAGAUGAGCGUUGUGAAUGAUAGCGGACCGUCGCCUCCGGAAAAGAAAGGUUUCUGGCCACGGCGUCCUAAUCCUAUGGCGGGGUCGAAUGAAAGCGAGACUGAGAUCGAGCAUUUCCCGAUAUCAAGAGAAUCAUUUGAUUCCUACAGAAGAUCUUUUGACAUAUCGGCUAGAUCCCCAGUUGCUACAUAUGACAAUGGAAGACAAAGUCUCGACUCGGCGAGGAUACCAAGGUUGCCUCGGUCCGCCAUGAACGAGCGCAGAUUUGAGAGGCAACCUCCAACCGCAGAAGAAGGCUUUGAGGAUGUUGGGCUCAACGACGAUCAAGCCAAGCACGCAAAGAAAAAGGGGUUCUUUUCAAAAUUUGCUGACUCGGAUAACAACUCUUUGUCGCCCACUACAUCGAGAUUUCAUCUUCCCGGAAGGAAGAGGGGGCAAAGUGGAACGGGGGAAGAAUUAGGAAAUAUGCAACGACCUGGGACGUCAACUUCUUCAAAAGAUAAGGAAAUACCCGAGCAAGAGGCGACUUGA